Messenger RNA from Helobdella robusta, 867 nucleotides. RefSeq lists its product as hypothetical. Bases 1 to 867 code for a protein of 288 amino acids. The transcript is spliced from 4 exons. Lineage: Eukaryota; Metazoa; Annelida; Clitellata; Rhynchobdellida; Glossiphoniidae. The record is from RefSeq and is a predicted model, not a curated record.
AUGACGUCAUCGUCACCAUCGCGAUCGUUGCCGUACAACGAUGACGUUUCCAUGGAGAUGAUAGUUGACGACAUAGUGAUGAGAAUCAAUGAUGUCAUGAACAGAACGGCUGUUGGCGAUGACGUCGAUGAUGAUAUCAAGAAAGCGCACAUUAAAAAUCUCCAAAAGAAAGUCAGAUCUUUGAAAGAGCAGUUGAUUUUGAAGGAAACUCAAUCGGAGAUGUUGAAAGAGAAAGUGAGAGUGAUGGAAGACCGCAUGAUGCACCUGGAAAUGAAACUGAGCAACGACGAUGACGUCACUAGAAACGAUAAAUUGGCGAAGAUAAUUGAGAAGUACAGGAUUGAAUUGAAUGAGGCCCACCUGGAGUUAAGGCAAUUAAGGAGCAGAGUUGUAGAAACUACCAAUUUGAAGACCGACAGCUUGGAGAGAGAGGAAGAGAUAAAGAGAUUGGAAAUGAGGUUGCGCCAACAAGAGAACAGGAACAGGAAACAGCAGCAACAAAUUGACGACAGAUUGUUGUUCGAGUUACGUCAGUUGCUCUCGAGAAUGCUGGGCAUUUCGUACGAUACAUCAGUAGCUGUUGACUUCGAGAUCAUAUCUCGUUUGGAGAAGUUGAUAGUGGCAACCUACAACAACCCGGAACUCAUGAGCAACUCUUUUGUCAUCGAUCCCUCAAACUCUAUUGGUCUAGCGGAAGAAUUUAGGAGGGGUUAUAACUCUGUGAUGGACGAGCAACCAGCCAAUCACCGGCCGAGGUCUUAUAGAGUUGGUCACGUCAACUCGUCUGGCUAUGGAAGAAUGAAUGAAGUUAAAUCAAGGUCAAGGUCGUUGUCCCCACAUAAAAAGAUCGACCCUAAUGUUUACUGA